GCCUGGGUAGUUCCCUGGUGAAUUUACAUUCUUCUUUCCUUAAGAGCUCUAUUUUCUUCAUUUGUUGGGAUUACAGUAACCUUUUCUGUUUAAAAUUUUUGUCCCUUUUUUGAUCCAGGUUACUUUAAAUAGCAGAGGAAAGGAAAUUAACAGAGGAACCGGCAAAGCUCAUCUCGCUUCUCAGAACUGAUUCUCUGACCUUUUUUCCUGUCUGUGUUCCCCCCCACCCCACCCCCCGAAAAUCUGCUUUUCAUCUGCAUCAUUCCAACCUCCUGCAACAGAGGAAGUCCCCGGAGCUUUUUGAGCCCUUUUAAAAGAAUCCCCCUCUGCAGGCAGACACCGAGCUUCGUUUCUGUGCCAAAGACAUGAAGCACCGUCUGGGCUUCUUGCUGCAGAAGUCAGAUUCCUGUGACUACAGCUCUUCCCAGGGCAAGAAGGAGAAGGUAUCUGCAAGCCAGAGGCUUAGCCAAGAGGAAGUCAGAAAAUGGGCAGACUCUUUGGAAAACUUGAUCCAUCAUGACAGAGGGCUGGCUGCUUUCCGUGCUUUCCUCAAAUCUGAGUACAGUGAGGAAAACAUCGAGUUCUGGGUCAGCUGUGAGGAGUACAAGAAAACCAAGUCCCCAGCCAAGCUCAGCCCCAAGGCCAGGAAGAUCUAUGAUGAGUUCAUCUCGGUGCAGGCCACCAAAGAGGUGAACUUGGAUUCCUGCACACGGGAGAAGACGAGCCACAACAUGCUGGAGCCGACACUGUCCUGCUUUGAUGAGGCUCAGAGGAAAAUAUUCACCCUCAUGGAGAAAGAUUCUUACCGCCGCUUCCUCAAGUCCCCUUACUACCUGGACUUGGUCAGCCCGCCUGGCUCUGGAUGUGGGCCCGAAAACUGCAAAAGAAACCACGCUCACAGCUUAGACUGCAACUCCAACAUCAUCUCCCAGUGCGCCUGAGCCCGCAGCAAGGCAGGGCCGGGCCCUUGCAGAAUGUAUGGCAGCAAAAGCAUUCAUUGGCAUGAAGCAACAGAGCUGUCUCCAGUAGCUGUCUAAUGUCCCGUUGUACCCAUGUCAUGCAACAGCCAGCAUUUGUAACCCAAUCCAGGCUCAGUGUGUGCAGCAAACCCUCCUCUGAGGUCGGUGUAGGGCCGCUGGGGUCUGUGUGUGGCAGGAGCUGGGGGCAGUCGCUGUGUGAGCCCUGAGAGCCCGGGAGGCUGCUGGGGAGCUGUGCCAGCCCUGGCACUGCCCACAGGGGGACCAGAGCAGCCGGGUCACGGCUCCUGGGUGGCUCCCAGACAGCUGUGGGCACAGAGGAAGCCGAGGGAAGCGCUGGGGACCGUGAUCUCCCCUUUCCAAUCUGCAAAGGGUUAGGUGAAAAGGGCUCGCUGUUCAAAGCUCCCAAGUGUCCAGGCUGCCAGGAGAGUUUGCUCAGAGCUCAGGCUGUGCUGCACUGCAGUACCAGGCACAGGAGGAGCUCCUGCCCUUUCUGAAGGGAGACCAGAACUUUUCGGGACAGCCUCCCUCGGUCGUCACAGCCACGGUGUCAGGGAAGCUCAGCCUCCCUCGGUCACCACGGGAAGCUCUUCCCUCUCUAGCACCACGUUCAUGCUGGCCAAGGACCUUUCCUAGGGCUGAGCAGAGCUGUCACUUUUGGGAGGCUCAUUAUUUCCUAAGCUAUUAAUUGUGACCUUCACGCUCCCAGGUUAAAUCCUCCAGCAGAGCAGAACAGAAACGUGUUCCUUCUCUGGCAGACAGCUGUGUGUUCCUUCUCUGGCAGACAGCUGUGUGUUCCUUCUCUGGCAGACAGCUGUGUGUUCCUUCUCUGGCAGACAGCUGUGUGUUCCUGGCUCCAGGGGUGCCAUUUGGAUCCAGCUUUGCCUGUCCUGGCUUGUGAGGAGCAGUUUGUGAGGGAAUAGGACCACAAUAUCUGAGGAGGAAAGGCCCUGCUUGGGAGUACUUGAAAAUGUUGGAGUUUUUGAAGGUGUUAUUUAUGUAUUUCAGCAGUAGCAUGGCUCACUUUUCCUGAGGAUGGUAGGAGCAAAGUGUCUGUCCCAUGACUGCUCCGGGGCUUUGCCAGAAGGCAGCUGAUGUGUUAAUUACAGUGCUGAGACACGGCUUUGCUGUGGCUUUGGCACUGCAGGGGCAGCAGGGGAGGCAGCACCAGGUGUCUCUGUCCCCCAGCCUUGGUCUCUCCUUCACCAGCUAUUGCUGCUCUGGCCACUGCAUCCUGUGCUCUGCAUCCCAGCCCAGACAACAGCUCUCACACCGGGGUUUUGGCAUGGCAGGAGGAGGCUGUGGCUCUCCAGGCCCAUCGAGAAACUUCUAUUUUAACAUGUGCUUUAUUUUGUAUUUAUGCAGUGUACUGACACCUAUCACCAUGCAUGUUCAGCUAAGAGAUGGAGAGGCUUGCUGAAGCUCUGAACAUGGCCAAGCAUGUGGCUAUGUUUUAUUUUCCCCUGGUACUGGGAACUCUUGGUAACUCUUGCAAAAACUGUAUGGAUAUUUAAAUAUUGAUGAAUGCAGUCUAAAUAAAAACGUUUGCGUUAGUCCCUUCUAAAA
Messenger RNA from Parus major (Great Tit), 2543 nucleotides. RefSeq names its product regulator of G protein signaling 4. Bases 366 to 941 code for a protein of 191 amino acids. Lineage: Eukaryota; Metazoa; Chordata; Aves; Passeriformes; Paridae. The transcript has 5 exons. The record is from RefSeq and is a predicted model, not a curated record.